This is a messenger RNA of Clupea harengus (Atlantic herring), 3165 nucleotides long. RefSeq names its product suppressor of cytokine signaling 3b (gene socs3b). Lineage: Eukaryota; Metazoa; Chordata; Actinopteri; Clupeiformes; Clupeidae. Gene Ontology annotation, molecular function: 1-phosphatidylinositol-3-kinase regulator activity. Gene Ontology annotation, cellular component: phosphatidylinositol 3-kinase complex. The record is from RefSeq and is a predicted model, not a curated record. Gene Ontology annotation, biological process: intracellular signal transduction; phosphatidylinositol phosphate biosynthetic process.
CUCGCUGGACAAUUGGGGCAGUACUUCCACUACCUCUUGCCGAAGAGAGGCGUUUUUCUAUUGACUUAAAGUCUAUUGACUGACAAACAUCUCCCACCGCGGUCCCCUCCGUCCUCAAGCUAAAACACAUCUCUUCGCCGAUUGUCUGAGAAGGUGAGAAGAUAAAACUGAAGAAAACUCCAAGAUUUAGUCAGCGGACACGCUGAAGCUGCUUUCUACAACAGUUUGAGACCUCAUCAUUUCUUGAUGUUCAGGAGCAUAGAGUGCAGAGUGGCGUGUGUGAGUGCUUUGCAAGUUUGCAAGCUCACCCCCCUUUCCACAACCACUUGCCACCCUGCGCCCCCCACCUCAACCCCCAGCGGCGCACCCCGGGAGGUCGGGCUGCUGAGGGCGCCGGCAAAGCGCCAUGGUAACCCACAGCAGGUUUGACUCCUUCCCCGUCAUGAGCAGCAGUGCUGUGGAGUGUGGCCGGCGGCUGCCGCACCACCACCGCUACAAGACCUUCAGCUCACGCCUGCAGUACCAGCUGGUGCUGUCGGCCGUGCGCAAGCUCCAGGAGAGCGGCUUCUACUGGAGCGCCAUGGGGGGCAAGGAGGCCAGUACCAUGCUCAGCGCCGAGCCCACCGGCACCUUCUUGGUGCGCGACAGCUCUGACCACCGCCACUUCUUCACCCUCAGUGUCAAGACUGCCACGGGCACCAAGAACCUGCGCAUCCAGUGCGACACCUGCUCCUUUUACCUGCAGACGGACCCGCGCGACGCCCAGAAGGUGCCCCGCUUUGACUGCGUGCUCAAGCUCAUCCACCACUACAUGCCCUCCACUGGCAGCUCCAACAGCGGCAGCUCCUCCUCAGCAGGUGGUGGUAGCAGUGGCAGCGACGGUGCUAGUAGCUCCUCGGCUACAGGGGAUUGUGGGAAGGGGCCGGCGGGAGGAUCCGGGGGGAGCGCGUACUUCAUCUACUCUGGAGGGGAGAAGGUGCCUCUGGAGCUUCUGAGGCCGCUGAGCUGCAGCAUGUCCACGCUGCAGCACCUCUGCCGUAAGACUGUUAACGGACACCUGGACGUGUCCACCAAGAGGGACCAGCUCCCCACGACCCUCCAGGAGUUCCUCGAGGAGUACGAUGCACCCAUCUGACCUUUGCACCCACACACACUUCAACAGUGCUAUCCCCCCCCCAUCUUACUCCUCAAAACAGAACCACAUGAAACACAACGGUCUCUUCACGUGCUUUGGACUUUGUGUUUGAGAGAUGCGUCUUGGGACGCGUGGACGUUUACGGUCAGACGGGGGUCACGAGCAGAAACGGCUCAGUCAGAAAUGUGACCAGUCACAGGCCCGAGAGAGCAGAGGAUGCUGGGAGUCCCGGCCGUGUGAACCGAGGCGCUAACACCAGGCAUGGUUUUAGCCAUUUUUACAAGUUCUCUGUGUGUCUGUCAGUAUUGCGGGCUGAACGCCAGCCCAACUGUGCCUUUGAGUGCUUUGAGGAGACUGUGAGAGAAAUCGAGAGAAAUCGAGAGAGAGAGAGAUUGUUUUGGCCCUGGAAUGGACAGCACAAAAGAAGUAUUCCUAUGGAAUGUGGCGCAGAUGCCUUCAGGUUGACAGUUGACCAGCUCUGGACAUGAAAACACAAAACAUGGGGGUGAACAAUUGCGAUUUUUCUUUUUUUUUUUUUUUUUUUUUUUUUUUUUUUUUUUUGCCUCAAGAAGGAGAGAAUUUCGUCUUGCUGCAGAUUUUUCCAGAUGAGGAAUGACGUCUGUCACAUUUCCGCAGUGGACUACUCUGGUGUUGUGUCAGUCUCGGAGUUAAGUGUGCUGCUAGGGCUGCCAUCCAGCCCUCACUAUCGAUCAGGAGAAGCUCUCUCACUUUGUUUCAUCCUGGUUGACAUUUGGACUCCUCCACGAAAGAGUUUGGCUCGUGUGUGUGUGUGUGUGUGUGUGUGUGUAUGGAGAAGGCCCUGGCGGUGACUGCAUGACGUUCACAUUUCCACAGCUGCUUGCCAAGCGGAGCAGCCGCCUGGAUCAGUGGGUGUGGGGGUGGGCCUGGGCCUGUGCCUGUGAAGCAGCAACUCUCCCCAACGUCCACUCAGAGCCACUCAGAGCCAGAGCACAGCCAGCCUCACCUUCUCUCUCUCUCUUUCUCUCUUUCUCUCUCUCUCUCUCUCCCUCUCUCUCCCUCUCUCUCCCUCUCUCCUCUCAUCAUAACCUCCUAACUCCCUCCUCUCUGUCUUUCCCCUGAAUUUCAGCAGCCAUCUUUUGGUGCCAGCUUCACCCUGCUCUCUCUCUCAUUUGUCUCCCCUCUCUCUCUCUCUCUCUCUCUCUCUCUCUCUCUCUCUCUCUCUCUCUCUCUCUCUCUCUCUCUCUCUCUCUCUCUCUCUCUCUCUCUUUUGACAUGAGUUUGAAAAUGAGAAGAAACCCAGUUUUGUUACUUAGAGGAAAUUCUUGCCACAGGCCAAAAUAAAUAAUUAUUUCCUCUCUGGCCCAAAAAGCCAAGCAAAUAUUUAAAAUGCGUCAGCAAUGCCGUUGCAGCACGAGCCGCGAGGGCCAACUCCACAGACGUAUACUGUGAAAUCUUAGCCAAGCACAGUAUGCAAAAGAAAAUCCUUAAUGUACUUCUCUGGAUCCUGACAUGGAGGCUGACAUGCCUCUUAAAUAAACAAGAGACAAGGCUGGACUCUCUUCAGACAAUGGAGGGGUGGGAGCAGAAAAAGAAGACAACACCAAUCAGACGCGCAGUGUCUCCGAUCCCUCAUCACAACAAUAACGACAAAUGUGUUUGGUUUCGCGCAAGCAGAAUGUGGGGUCUGCUGUCAACAUGAAUGUAUUCCUCUUAGUGUAUGUAAGGGCUUUCCGGCUCCUCUUGUAGUUUUCUAGAGUUGUGUUAAUUUUGUUGUUGUUUUUUGUUUUUGUUUUUGUACUCUUUUGUCAAAUUAAGAUGAUGCAUACAUGUGUCACAACCAAACAGACAACAUGUUGUUUUUGAAUCCUCUUGUCUUUUAUAAAGAUGUCACUCAUCUUAAAGUGCAGUCUAGUGACUGAGAGUGCAAGCUUGAAGAUCUGGAAGCGGAAGCAUUACAUACGGAAAUGCAGACAGAAACUUUGCACAUAUUUAUAUUUAUAAGAUAUUUCAAUAAUUUAUAUUAAAGAGCACUAUUUUUACAAAAUGAA